CCCAUUUCCUCCUUCUUGGUUCGGAUGGCGGGCCCGAACGACGUGGACCUCGACGCGCUCCUCGACGACGCUCUGGAAGACUUCGACGAUGAUGAGCCCGAAGUUGACGUUGUCCUGAAGGAAGCGCAGGCGCAGGUGGCCGGCGCGCAGGACCGCGAGGUCGAGAACCUCAAGGAUAGCAUGGCCAAGUUCCUCGAGGACGCGCAGAACCCUGAGUUCCAAAGCGUGCUGGAGCAAGCCUUCCGCGAGAUGAACGCGGAUGCGACGGCAGGCGACGGCGAGUCGGUCGAGUCGCUGCUCAAGAGCUUGAAGAUGAAGACGGACGGGCCCGUCGACGUGGACGUUGGCGUUGCCAAGACCCUUCAGAGCAUGGCCAAGGCCGCCGAGGACAUGGAGGGGCUCGACACGAACAAGACGGAAGAGAUGGGCGAAGCCAUGAUGCAGGAAAUGAUGCGCCAGUUUGAGCAGAUGGGCGAGAAGAACGACUUUACGGGCCUCGUCGAUGGCAUGAUGCACCAGCUUCUCUCCAAGGACAUUAUGUACGACCCGAUGAAGCAAAUCUGCGCCAAGUACCCGGAAUGGCUCGCAGAGAAGGAGUCGAUGCUCUCCAAGGAAGACUAUGCGCGCUACGGCAAGCAGUACCAGUACUUUCAACAGAUUUUGGCCGUCUACGACACGGAGCCCGACAACUACACGCGUCUCUCGGACCUCAUGCAAGAGAUGCAAGAAUGUGGGCAGCCGCCGUCUGAGAUUGUCAAGGAGCUUGCCCCCGGUCUUCAAUUCGACGACGAUGGCAUGCCCAUCAUGCCCAACAUGGGCCCCGGUAUGUUUCCUGGUAUGGCCGGCCUCCCUGGCGCACCAAUGCCUGGCCAAGACCAGUGCAGCAUCAUGUGAGUAUUUUUUUUGCAAAUGUCGAUAAGAAUUGCAUGAUGUUGUUGUCGUGCACCUCA
Messenger RNA from Saprolegnia diclina VS20, 950 nucleotides. RefSeq lists its product as hypothetical. The record is from RefSeq and is a predicted model, not a curated record. Gene Ontology annotation, biological process: protein import into peroxisome membrane. The transcript is spliced from 10 exons. The coding region runs from base 25 to 894 and encodes 289 amino acids. Gene Ontology annotation, cellular component: peroxisomal membrane; peroxisome. Lineage: Eukaryota; Oomycota; Saprolegniomycetes; Saprolegniales; Saprolegniaceae.